AUGAACCAAGUCAUAUGACCAAUCGUAAUCAAAACAAAAAGAAAGAAUGGCAGAGGCUGUCCGAGAAAAACCCCGAAAAACAAAGGUGAAGACUAAACCCAAGAUCAAACAUGUUGCAGAGCUGCCGAUUGUAUCUUCUUCCACAGUGGCUCCAUCUGUUGCAGAGCUGCCGAUCGUAUCUUCUUCCACAGUGGCUCCAUCUGUCACGGAAGACAGUGGAAAUAUCAAAACUUCACAGAUCACCGAAAAAGACAAAGAAGAAAGGACAGUGGAAACAGUGACAAUAAAACCAGAGAGUGAUAUUAAAGAUCAGCCUCAGGAUGUAGAACAAGGGGACAGCAAAGAAGAAGGGGCUGGUUUAGACACGGGACAAAAGACGGAAAAAAAUGAAAAUAAACUUGUCACUUCCGAUAAACUUGUAGAAAAUAUCUUAGAUGUAGAAAAGUUAGAAACUAAUAUAGUUAAUAACGAUUUAGAAAAUCAUAAUACGGAAAACAUUCCAUUUAGAAAUGAUGAAAUCCAAUCAAAUAUUGAGACUGAUAUCAAAACUUGCGACCGGGGUAAUGCAAAUAAAACAGUGGAAACUGUGGAGAAAGCAAACGUUGAAAAUACCUCAGGUCUGUUAUCAGACAUGGCUGCAGCAGGUGAUAAAAUUGAAACAUCAGAAUUCGGUGGACUCAGUUCUGAAACUGUUACAGCAUUUCCAGACUUAUCUAGUUCUAAUAUUCCUGUACAACCUGAAUUAAACAUUUAUCCAGAUAUAAAUAAAUUAGGUAUAGUAGAUUAUACAGUAGAGGACGUAUUACGGGUAAGCGAACAAGAGAAUACGUUGCUCAGUGAAACUCAAGAAUUAUCAGAGACAAUCACAUCAAACGACUUUCGUGUGAAUCUAGAAAUUGAAGCAAACACAAAUGUUGAAAGGCUUUACGAAAACACGAUAAACACAACAGAUACAGCUGAAGUACCAGUAUGUGAAAAUGAGGCUGUAACCAUGACAACUGAUGUACUGAUAUCUGAAAAUGAGGCUGUUGCCAUGACAACCGAUGUACUGGUAGCUGAAGAUGAGGUCGUGACCAUGACAACUGAAGAACAAUCACAACCAGCUGUACAAGCAGAUGAGCAAAAUGUUUCUGUUCCAGAAAGCAACAUGAAAACUGUUACGGAACCAGAAAAUAUUGUCGAACAAACCAGAGAGCCAUCCAAAAAUAUUUCUGGAAAUAUUGUCGCUAGUGCGAAACCAAAUUAUUUGAAUCAAGUAUCCGUAGAUUCUAAUGUUUCGUCGCAAUAUGAGAUCCUUACAGAAACAGACUUUGAAGGCACUUCGACUGAAGAAGGUCAAGUAACGUGUCCUAAAGAAAUAGCACAAGACGAAUCGCCACUUGACGUUAAUCUGGAAGAGGAAGAAUAUGUAUUUCCCACGUCAGCUGAAGAAGAGGCCAGAUUAAAGUCUGUACGUGAAGCUAUGGAGGCCAGGCGUAUUCAUUUCAUCCACGAAGUUGGUUCUUGUUUUAAACCAAUGACGUUUGAGCAGUUACAACAGUUGUAUUACAAUCCCCAGUUGAUACAGAGUACAGCUUUUAUAGACCAGUUUGUCAUGAAUGAAGGUAAAAAGGAGAGCCAUCCAUUCCAUGAGAUAUUGUUGAAUUAUUUUCGUGCUCGUAAAAAUUUAUUGAGUGCAGAAGAGAAUGUGAAGUUAUUACAGAAUGAAUACAGUCAGUUACAGGAAGAUAUGUGGAUUUUAACAUCUCAUACUGUCAUAGCUCAGGGAAUGUGUGGUGAUAAAGCGAGAGUGUCGACAGUACAUUCAUAUCAACAAGGUGAACUAUGUAAAGAAUCUUUAAACAACAUGUCAACAACACUACAAACAAUACGAGAUGAAAUUAUAGAAAAAAUAUCACUCUUUGCUUAUUCUGCUCAAUUAUCAAGGUUACAAGUGGAGUCGUACUUAUACAACUUAUUUUUGACGUGUCCAGCGUUACGAGAUAUUCCUAAAAAUGCUCCUGUACAAGCCCACACCCGACAUAAAUUACAACUUGUUCACCAGAUUAACAGAUUGAAAGAUUGUAUUUCUGUUCUCUUCGCUUUCCACAGACGACCGUGUCGUGAUCAGGAAUUCACCAAAAAUAUCAGAAAAUGGACAGACAUAUUGGUAGGUGUCUUAUUGCGAGUGGCAACGUUUGAAGAUCAUUGUUUUAUAUUGAAUCAUAUUUUACGAUGUCCAGGUGGCGCUGGUCAAUGGGCAUCUAAGUUAAUACAGAUACCAGUCCCGACUACAGCUAAUGAAGGGAUGUUCGGAGGCCCUGUUUUAGAUCAUGUGGUCGUUUGUUUGGCAACAGUUUUACUUCCACCGAAAGGCAGAGAAGAAUUUAUGUGUCACAUGAGAAUAUCUCAAAGUCCAGAAAGUUUAAAUCAAGAUGCUACGUGGAUUCUGGUAGAUUCGGAUGGAGAAGAGGAUGAAGACCCUGUUAAUGCCUGGUUAUAUUUACAUGAGAAUGAUAUUGUUGCAAUAUUAAAACAAUUUCCUAUUUCUGCUGUUUUCUCACAUAUAUUGAUGGUUAAAACAGAUACUAUUGGUUCUGUAUUCUACGAUAUAAGUCAUACGAAUGAAAGUGUGAUGUUGAAGAUAUUUGCGUUCUGUACGUGUUGGAUAGAUUUAUUAGGUCGUGGUUUACAGACGUACAGUAUGGCGAGAUAUCGGCAACUCAAUAAACGCAUCGGCAAGAUGAUUAGAGAGACGGUGGCGAUUGUAUCUAAUCAUUGGGAGAAUUAUAAAACGAGUUUACUACAACCACGAUCUGUAGCAGACGGACUUCAGGCCGAGUUUGAUCAGUUCUUUAUGAGAGCUACUUACUGUAUACUUACAGCUCAAAAGUUGGGUUCGUGGCAGUUUAUGGCCAACAUGCCUUUUACUUGUGUAUCUUCUAACAGUAUGUGGCAGUUACUAUGGAUACUACAUCAAGGUCAAGGUCAGGAACUAGAUCUCGAUUCGAUGCCAACCGUUGAGAAAUGUAAAGAGUAUUUAAAAGAUCCCAACAGUAGAAAUCAGCUGGUGGAUAAUUUAUUGACGCUUCAAUCAUCUGAAACAAUUUAUCUUCUCACAACGUUUGCUAACAUGGCGGAAAGUCGACCAACAACAGAAAUAGAUUUUAUAGAGAGUAUAACAGUCGAGGUCUUUCAGAUUGCCUAUGUUUGUGAUCAUACACGUGAAUUUUGUUCUAAAGUUGGUAGAGAAUUAUUAUCAGGAAUCUUAGAGAAACAUCCAUAUACUUUCUCUGUUCUACUGCAAUCAGUUCGUAAAAAUAUGAAACAGAGUGGAUCAAUGGCGGUAUAUUUAUUUCGUGAGUUGCCACUACAUCAGAGUCGUCCCACGGAUCCUGAUAUGUUGGUCAUCAGACAGUGGUUAUUACAGUGUGAGUUAACCUCGCGUGAAAAUCAACUCGCUCGACAUAUUCUUUCAAAUCUUAACUGGGAUGUCAGUCCACAGCAUGGUAUGAUAUUACCGCUACGUAUACACAGACAGGUGGCACUACUGAUCGUCGAAGCUUAUCGUAAAUAUAUCAGUAAUCGUAACUAUAGUUUACUUAUAGCAGAAGGAAUCAGACAGGUAGCAUCAGUAGUUCGACAGAAUGUAACGAUUGAACAACAGUUGAGUAACUGGACCUGGGAUCUGGCACUCAGACUCAAAUUACACUUCCAUAGUAUUACAGUAGAUAAUCACGGAUUGGCUAGUGAUUUUCAACCGUGUCAUUUAGAUGAAGAUGAUUGGCUGUUACCGAUCGUGAAAGGAAUAAAAGAAAAGAAUCCAUUAUCAUGUUAUCUUGGUUUACUCAUGUCCAGUAAAACACACAGUGCAAGGGAGUUUGUUGAAAAGGGACUUGAUAUUCUGGGCUCUCUAGUCACUGCUAACCAGUUCACUGCUGUAAUACACAUAUUAAACUGUGUUUGUCCUUAUUUUCUAUCCAGUCCAGCUUAUUUAACAGAUAAUGAAAGAUUUAUAAAGAUUUUACAGUCAACUAUCUGGGCUGAUGAAACGUUAUAUAAAAUGGCGAAAUCUGUGAUAACGUCUGAUUUCCCUGGCAACAUAACGAUACAGUUUAUUACCAUGAUACAGAAUGAAGUAAGUAAAAAGAGAGAAUUAUUUCAAUCUCAGCUAGUUAUAUUAUUCUGGGUUCGAGGUGUAACUAGAAUCAAUAGAUGGUAUCAGGACAGAAAUUGUUGUUAUAUAUUGAACAAGUUGAUUGAGGUAGCCUUCACACUCGAAGGUUUAAUACCUCAAGUAGAGGCCAUCUUUCAAGAUUGCUUUAUGAACUUAAUAAAAGAAUCGGGUCAACAAGGCGUGAUGUCUUCUGUUGUAAGCUGGAUAUCGUCCGGUGUAUAUCUUCCUUCGUUUCUAGAGAAAUCAUCAAGUCAAGAGUUUGUGUGGUUAGCCUAUAUUAUAUUGAUGCUAGAGAAACAUUACGAAGUUGGAUCACGAAUCUGGCCAUCGUUACAAGAAGAAUUGUAUGGAAAUCAUACCAUUACAGUUGAUCAAGCUUUAAAGAAUGUUAUACAUAAUUUAAAGUUACAACAUGCUCCAGCCUUACAUCGUUUAAAUAUUUAUCGCUGGGCGUUACAGGCCAUGGACACGCCGUACGAUCAUAUACUAUUACCGUUACUAUGGCAACAGUUCUUCCUUCUCUUCCUUGGUAGAAGUGUUACAGAAACCAGUGUUCCACAUCGGGCAAGUAUUGGUGAGCGUUUUUUCUCCAGCCUCGGCCAUUCAUCCAUGUUGAAAAUGAUGAAGAAGAAUUUGUCAGAAACGAUUGAAAAACUCCACAAAGAUAUUCAGGAAGCGACAGAAGAACGAACAGAAAAUCAAAUAUUGAAUACGACAUUAGAUCAAAAUAAUAUCCAGUUAAAACAGAGAUUACUGAGAUUGUAUCAAACUAUGGUAUUAUGGCUGGAGGAACCAAGACUACACGAUGCUAACCUCUAUCUUCCUUCGUUACCACCUCAAUAUGAUGCGUCAAAACUUUUACUUCUCUUUCAAAAUAUACAGAAUCCAUGGAUGGAAUUUGUCGAUUUAAAACAGAUUUGUGAAGAUAUUGAAUCAAGUGGCGUUGAUUGGAGGAAAUUGAUCACAUGUCGACCUUCUAGAUCACCAACUAUCAAUCAAAAUCAGUCUCAUACAGCAACAGAGAAAAUUGUACAUUAUUUAAAGAGAGAUAGUUUGUUGUUGGCGGCACCAGGCCUAGUGACGUUAAAACCUGCUGUUCCCGAUAUCUCCGUGGUUAUUAUAGAAGAUAAAUCAUCCUUGCUACAUCUGAUUAACGCAGACAUUAAUAUCAUUAAUCAAUAUGCUGGUAUAUUUACUGAUCGUGUUGAUAGACAUUGUGCAGCUGAUAUGGGUUACGUAGAUCUACUUCCGUCACUUUAUUCUAACCAAUGGAAACAGGUGAUGAUACCUGUAGAAUGUACCAGUAAAGUUAAUCCACUACACAGGUGUUCUAAUCCUGCCGUUGUUAAUCUUAGGAUAGAGGAACGAGAGAAGAAUGAAGUAAUACAGAGACAAAUAGAUGAGAAUCGAGCUGAAUAUAAACAAAUAAUGAUAGAAGGUUUGCUACCUCCACCACAGAAUGUUUGUAUAGCUGCUGUACAUGUAGAAAAUGCCAUCACAGCAUUAAUCAAAUUAGCUCAAGCCACAACAACGGAUGAGAAAGUGACACGUUUAUUUGAUAUCGCUAAUACGUUAUUUUAUCAGUUAGCUGCAUUUAUCACAGAAGAAACCGAAUUUUAUCCGCCAUCAAAACAGUUCUUUCAAUCAUGUAUAGAAAUCAUUGGACAGGAAUUUAUCUCUCGAGAUCCAAGACAAACACAGAAUGUAUUACAGUUUAGUCUGGAUAAUCCAAGUCGAUCAGGAUUAACCAGUCCACAUUUUAACCCCAACAACAGUUCACCGAUAUUUGUUGGAUUAUAUGAACAAUUGAUUUCAGUUCUGAAGAAACAGAAUCUCGAUCUCGUCUUUAUGCUGUUAACUAAGUUUGAUGUCUGGCUGUGGUUAGAAAAAGGACGACCAUCAGAAGAUGAAGUUAAGAAAUUUAUAUCUAUACUAGGAUCAGCGUUGAUGACCUGUGGUGCCGAACCUGAGAAACAAACAAAAAUUAUCUUUGAUUUGUAUUGCAGUCAUUUACAGUUGGUUUUACAACAUAAUUAUCCAUGUCACAUGACAGAUGUUCUUUCAGUACUCUUACAAGGUUCAUCAUUAGACAAGAUCCAUGUACAGUGUUGGGAGAUGUUUUUGAUGGCCUGUUUUACGUAUAUACCAACAUCUACCGUGGAAGGUGGCCGUAAACCAUCAUUAGUGUUUAAUAUAGAACAAGUUGAAACUUGUAGAGAUACACAACUCAGUACCAUACAGGUGAAUGAGAUAUUAAACUGGUUAUCAAGCUAUUUUAUGCAAGUCAGAUCACAGACUAAUACUGGGGCAUUAUAUGGUUUAUAUCCUACAUGGGGUCGUUAUAUACCAUAUAUAUCACAACUUAUAGCUACACUCACCAGAUGUCUGGUUACUAAGAUGAUGUUCAACUUGAAAGAAAUCGACCCGUAUCAAGUACUGGAUGUAGUUUGGCGACAGACAACUACUGUAUUCGCUCCCUGGAUUGAACCAGUCUGGCAUAAUAACCAAUUGAUAUCACCAUGGCAUGAAGGAGAUGAUCUGGUUGCUAUGGAAAUGAUUGCUAUGUUUAGAAAGAUGGUCACAUUCCUGUACAAUGAGUUUGAAGAGAAAGCACCAAAUUUUAGUAGUAGUGUAUAUUCGUUGCUGUUGAUGUAUUUUAUGACGUCAUUAGCUAAACAAGGUGUUUUAAAACAUGUGGUAUCAACUAUAAUAACAGAACUGGAACAGUUGCCAUGGAAAACAAUCAAACCUGAUCUACAAUUGUUAGAAACAAUGAUCAAGGUGAAAGAAGUAAGUCCUGAGCCAUGCUUCCAUCUAGUUGGUUAUAUAUUAACGCAAGCAGACUGGAAUGUGAUCUGGGAUUAUCAUAUAAUCCAUCAACCUCCGGAUAUCGCCAGUAGAUUUCAAUCAACUCUAUUAGUUUUAAUGAUUCAAACUAACGGAACAGCAUCGUUAUUACAAAAACAAGAAACAGUUCAACUUUUAUCAGAGAUGGAAUCGAGACAAUGGAAUUUUAUAACAUUAUCAAGUUAUAGAAAUGCUAGUAAUGUCUUUCUCAUGACAGCUGAACCGAAAUGUGUGUUAGCAGAACGAUCCAAUCCUUCAUCACGUGGUUUAGCGUUAAUGAAGAAAGCUGGAUGUUUUACAGCUGAAUUAAGUGGAUCAUGGUCUGGGGAUUUACAAGCUAAACGACAGAUGUAUAUACAUACUGUCACAUCAUUAUUAUGUCAGUGUACCUAUCUAGACGAUGUUAACCCUGAUAAUUUCUCUACUGUUAUAGUUAACCUACUCUCUGAUAUUGAACAUGUUGAAAGUUCAGUUGUUGACUGGAGAAACCAAGAUAUUGAAGCAGUCGAAUUAAUGAGAGUGUUUCUAAGUCUGUUGAAUAACGGAAAUCCCCAGGGACCAUGGAAAGAUCUAAUAAUAGCAACCAUUAAUCAGUGGAUAGAAUCCUCACCACAAAGUUUAUUAUUGUUACCAUUUAUCAAAGCUUCAUCACGGCAUCUAGCAUCAUAUUCUCAUAUCGCUCAAAUAACAGAAACUUGUAUAGAUGUUCUCUUUAAAUGUGAAAGAAACAAACAGGAAUGGACGCCUAUUUUAGCAGCGUUUCAGAUACCAGAGACUAACCAUGCUGGAUUUAUUAAAGAUGCUAUUAAUCAGGGUGCUUACCUGGUACUACAGACAUAUCUAUUACAACAGAUACCAUUCUGUCAGAGUCUAGCCGAUGAAUUCCAAUUGAUGGAGAUGACGAUUGAUUGGACAGAACGAGUUAAACCAGGGUGUGAAAAUGAAAGUAAAUUGUUAAUAUGGUGGUGGAAGUUAUUACAGUUAAUGAAAUAUUAUAUAGAAAGAGAUGGUUCGAAACAAGAGUGUGUUAAAUUAUUAUACAGGUUAAUAGCAGCUUUACAGAUACUGGGUGAAGACCGAACUUCUAGUGGUCUACUCGGAGCUAUCGGGUUCGGACGAAAGUCUCAACUCUCUUUAAGAUUCCGUAUAACAGUGAGAGUAUUAGCAGCCUUCUUAGCCUCUCAGAUAAUCAGCGUUACAACCAUCCGAAUGACAGCUUCACAGAAAACAUCUACUACACCAGCAGCUAAACAAACAAUGUUGGCAUUACAGACAUUAAAGACUAAUCGUGAAUACAUCGAGUACAAGGAUCAGUGUAAUAUGUUGUGUGUUUUUAUUGACGAUGAGCGGAUGUGUUUCGGUCACGCUGUCUCGUUACUUAGUCAACUCGUGAAAGCGUUUUACUCAGAUAAACUUUAUUUAAAUGUUGUAUCAGCCGACGAAUCAUAACCAUCGAAAUAUAAAAUAAACGAGUUGCAGCAUGAAUAAUCGUAACAGUAAUAUCGGCAUUUUCUGUAAAUCAAAAACAGUUUGUGGCUGUGGUGUAGAGUAAUGUUCGUCUGUCGUCGUCGACAAUGAUCAUAGCUUCACGAUAUUGAUUGGAGUGAGUAUUAUAAUGCGCUAAAGUAUUCAUCACAAUACUGAAAGGUUCUAAUUGCUGACAGCGUCUGUGACCUUUGUAAACAUGAAUCAGGAGUCUGGGUAUACAUCAGUUUGACUGGUUGGGAAAAUGAAACCAGGCUGUGUAGUAGAGAACACAUUUAUUGCAUAACAGCUGUUGUAUACAUCAGUUGGACUGGUUGGAGAAAUGAAACCAGGCAGUGUAGUAGAGAACACCUCUAAUACAUAACAGCUGAUGUACCAGUGAUAUACUCAAAGAUGAGUUACCAGAAAUAACUUUUCUGGGCAUGCUCAUACAAAUGAACCAAUCAAUACAUAACAUAACAUAAGUGGAGACAAAAUUAAUCACUGCUAUAAAUUAUUUAGAUUUUAUUAUUGUUACUGUUAUAUUUAUUAGUGUAUACAGAGUUGUAUUCCAUAUGAAUAAUUUAUAAUUAAUUUGAUCAUUACCAGAGAUUGUUAUCUAUACUUAAUAUUUGAUUAUUCUAUAUGUUUUGUUUAAAGUUACAAUUUCAUAUUUUCUAAGGGAUUUAAAACAUAAUUAUUUCUAUGUAUUUUGCUCAAUAGGUUGUCAACUCACUAUUAUACGAUCAUAGGUUAUCUUUCUCACACUUAAAAAUCUUCACACCGGAAAUAAUAACACAAUUACCUCCCUUGUUUUCCCCUUUCACCACCAUGGAAUAGCUGUCUUCAAACGUUUAAAUUUGAAGUUGAAAAUGAUAUUUUUGCCAAUUUCUCAACUGGCAAUAGUGAAUUAUAGGAUUAAUAGGAUUAUUCUUUAACAAGGUAGGACUGUUUAUAGAUACCAUCUAUUUUAGGGCUUUAUUUUAAUACAUUUUAAAAAUAUAACUUAAAAAUAUGAAAUUGUAACUUUAUUUCUUACUGAUUAUUUACAAUGUGAGGAAAUGAUGAUUUUAUAGACUACCCAAUAAUAAUAAAAUUAAUGUGAUAGUUAUUAGACAUCCAAGCGGUGUAUUGGAUGACAGAUUGGUUAGCGCGUGCGUGUUGCAUCAUAUGGUUUGUCAUUGAGUCAACUGGCGUGGUUUCGAUUCCCCGGUUGUACGUGACAAGGAGUAGGGUUGCCUGUCCAACCUCGUAGGUUUUCUCCAGGUCCUCCGGUUUCCUCCCACUGCUAAAGACCCCUACGCGCAAGCGAAUUAUUGAAAUGAAAUUGAACAAUAUGUUAGUCCCAAAAUGACCUAGUUUGUGUCAAUUGGACAUUAAACCCUCACCCUCUUAAAAUAAUAUCUAUACAUUUUAUUAAACAUCAGACUUUUUCUUAACAGUAUUUACUUUUGUGAGACCGAGAAAAAUGACAAUAUAUUUUCAAUGAAUUUACAUUAUUUUAUUAGUUUGUUACCUUUAACAUGCAAUAACCUAUUCAUUUUAUGUGUAGAUGAAAUUGGAAAUAAUAUUUCUUUACAUAAUGAGACCUGUAGUCAGCAAAAAAUGAACACUCUAACAAAUAAUGGAAUUCGUCUCCUAUUUUUAGUCUACAUAGAUGAAAUUUUCACUAGGGACCGGGUAUCAUUCAGAUUUGAUGAAAAAAGGAAAGAAACUGAGCUUACGCAUCUAUAAUCUAAUACACAUAUUCAGUUAAUAGAUUGCCAUGCAGAAAGUAUUAAAUACCAUCAAGAUUCAUCAAAAAACGCCCAGUUUGUGCUACUGUUUAGUUUGACAUCGGUUGUCUAGUUUAUGAAACUAAAUGGUCAUAAACUGGAUGACCAAUAUCAAAACUAAACUAAAUGGUCAUAAACUAGAUGACCGGUGUCAAAACUAAAUAAUGUUUCUUAAACUAAACGGUAGCACAAACUGGCGUUAUUUGAUGAAUCUUGAUGGUAUUUAAUACUUCCUGCAUGGCAAUCUAUUAACUGAAUAUGUGUAUUAGAUUAUAGAUGGUAAGCUCAGUUUCUUUCCUUUUUUCAUCAAAUCUGAAUGAUACCCGGUCCCUAGUGUUUCUUUCCUGUCUUGGUAUAUUGGUAUAGGAUAAAAUCUCAAUAGGCAAUCUAUGACUUCUACUUCGCAAUUUUGAGAUAUUUUGUGGGUAGAUUUAACAUGUAGUCUUCUAAUUCAAAUUGUUUCUUAAAUAUUCUGUAAUUAAAACAUUUACUACUUUCUAAUAUUUUUGUAUUCCAGUUCGGCACAAACUCACCUUUUAACUUUUUUAAUAACGUUUGCUUCAACCAUUUGCGAUUAACAUUUUGACCCUGUUGGUGCCAUAUAUAAGAAAGACCAGCAUUAUCUAGGACCAAAUUAAUAUGCCACCUGGCGGGCUCCCGCUCUAGGAUUCCCUCUUCCGAAGCUAGCAGCGGGUCGCACGGCCCUCAGAGCCAAUCCUUCUCCCGAAGUUGUCUGCGAUAUCACCUCGGUGGAAGCGGACGUAAAAUACAACUAACCCAUCAUCAUAUCUAGGACCGAUUUAACGUUAUUAAUCCAACCAAAAUUAUUAUAUACAGUACUAAUAAACAACAUAAUGCUAUAUGUCAAUUGUCUACAAUUGGGCUAGUGAUAACCACCAUUUUUAUUAUUCCUUAUACCUUACUAUCUGUUCAAUUAGCAUAUUAUACCAUAAAAAAUCAAAAUCAUGUCGCUCCACGAAGACGACAUUAGGCUUGUGAUUUUGGUGUCGAUCUGCUUGAUGUUUGACUAAAUCAUGGAUGAUUUGUAGUUAUAGAACAGGAACACUCUGUAAUUCAGGGUGUGUAGAUUUUUAUUAUAGCUAAUUUACAUAAAUUACCGGUACAUAAUGAACCUGUACAACAAUAUUUUACUGGUAAUACAAUAAAUAUAUCAAAUUAUCAUUCAGUAAACAGAUACUGAUCAUUUCAAGAUUUAACUUCUAUUAAAUUGUGUGUCUAUGUUAGAUGCAGUAAUAUACUGGUGUGUAAUAUGACUUAUUGGCUUUAACAUAUAUUUAUAUUUACAUAUAUUAAACAUUUAAAUUGAUAUAAAA
Molecule: messenger RNA, 11576 nt
Organism: Patella vulgata (common limpet)
Lineage: Eukaryota; Metazoa; Mollusca; Gastropoda; Patellidae
Product: ectopic P granules protein 5 homolog
Exons: 45
Coding region: 47-8452 (2801 amino acids)
Biological process (GO): autophagosome maturation
Cellular component (GO): cytoplasm
Source: RefSeq, a predicted model, not a curated record